GCCGGUCAUCGUACAUCUGGGAGCACGGGGAGGCCUGGCGGAGGAAGGGAAGGGAAGGCGCCACACGUUCAACAAGAGGCCGUCAUCAUGGUGGUCUCGGACGCCGGGAACUGGUGCCUCAUCGAGAGUGACCCGGGCGUCUUCACCGACCUAAUACUGAAGUUUGGUGUGAAAGGUGUUCAGGUGGAGGAGAUAUGGAGUUUAGAUGAAGAUUCUUUUUCCACAUUGAAACCUGUCCAUGGCCUCAUCUUCCUGUUCAAGUGGCAGCAGGAAGAGCAGCCGUCAGGGUCUGUUGUACAGGACAACAGACUUGACAAAAUUUUUUUUGCCAAGCAGAUGAUAAACAAUGCCUGUGCAACGCAGGCCAUCCUGUCUGUGUUAUUGAACACCAAACACUCAGAUAUCCAGCUGGGCAGCACCCUGAGUGAGUUCAGAGAGUUUACACAGACCUUUGAUGCUCACAUGAAGGGCUUGGCACUCUCCAACUCGGACACAAUACGCAAUGUUCACAAUUCAUUUGCAAGGCAAACUUUAUUUGAGUUUGACAAACAACAGCCAUCGGAGGAUGAGGAUGUGUUCCACUUCGUCGGGUACAUCCCAAUCGAAGGUCGUCUAUAUGAGCUGGAUGGCCUCAAAGAUGGGCCCAUCGACCUUGGACCUAUCGCACCUGGCACAGACUGGCUCUCGGUGGUCCAGCCUGUCAUCCAGCGCAGGAUUCAGAAAUACAGCGAGGGUGAAAUUCAUUUUAAUCUCAUGGCAAUUGUGAGUGAUCGUAAGAUGGUUAUGGAGAAGAAGAUUUCCCAGCUUCAGAAGGAAAUUGAAGAAAGUGGAAUGGAUUCAUCUAGUCAAGAAGAAGAGUUAACCCAGUUACGUGCAGCCCUGGAAACUGAAGAGAACAAGAGAGCUCGCUGGCGAAUUGAGAAUAUUCGCAGGAAGCAUAAUUAUUUACCUCUCAUUGUAAAUAUGAUGAAGAUACUAGCAGAAGAAGGCAAGUUGCUGCCAAUCUACCACACAGCACGAGAGAAGGCCAAGGCACGUCAUGAAAAAGCCAAGGAGAAGAAUAAAGAGAAGAGUGGAGUAUGACAAGUGGCAAAUGAGGCAGCAACAGAGGACCAUGAGAUACCUUAAGGCAAGGAAAAAUAAUACAGUGGUGAUAAAGUGAGGGAGUGUCAAGCUCCAAAUCAACACUCACUUCAUUGAAAAUAUCCAAUGCUUGUUAAAUAAACUUUUUAAGAUUUUAAAGUUAUUUAAUUUAAAACUAAAAUAUUUUAUGUGAAUAUUAAAUUCAACAUGAGCAUAUAAAUCAAUAUUUAUGAGAGAAAGUUCAUUCCCUCAACCGAUAUUAUUAAUUAAUGACGAGUGCUACUUGACAAGCAUUAUCUUACAUUCUUUUUAACUACUUAUGCUCCUAAUUAUAGACAUUAAGCAUACAGUAUUUUUAUGUAUGUUCAAUAUUUAUCUUUUAGACUAUCGAUUGCUGGAGAGCAGAAUUGUAAUUUCCAUUAAAACCUGAUAAUAGUUAUUUUUUUAAAACCUACAACAACCAGCUUACUGUUGUUUAAAAUCUGUGGAAGAUUUGCAUAUAUUAGUAGUUAUUUUAUCACUUUCAACAGUGAAUGGAUACCUCACCUCGCCCACCAUUAUUUGAGGCUCUCCUAUGUUUUAGUCCUUUACAAAAUGACAAUUAUGGUAGGCUCUUGCCAAUGAUGUCUAAAUGGUGUCUGAAAAAUACUGUCCUUAACCCCUAAAGGACCAGAGGCGGCUAUAGCCGCUUUAUCAGGGAAGGGCCGGAGGCUGUUAUUACUGGCAUGCUCACCCCAAAAGUCUAUUCUACUCAACUCGCUGUUUCUCUGUAACCACGGCACAUAGAGACUUCUGGAUGGUGUCUUUAGAAAGAUGAAGACUUGGUGGUUAGUACCAAAACUAUCUUAUUCACUCGUGAAAUGUAGGUUAAGCAUAGAGAAUGUGUGAAUACAGGCAAUUUCCGGGUUUAGCACAGGAAGGCUGGUCCCAGAGGUACCGAAAAUACAGCCACCCCCAGACCUUUAGGGGUUAAUUAAAAGUACUUUCACCCAAUUUCUCAUUUGAAGUCCUCCCAUCACUAUUUUUGUAUCUGAAACAAUAAUAACUAGUAUUAAAUCGACAUGAGUAAUUUAAAAUUCACCUCAAAGGUGUUUUGUGUGAUGAUUGUUCCAAGACUUGCAAAUGUGCGACUAGAGCAAACCAACCUUUACAACCAUUGGUUAUAUAGAAGAAAAUAUCACAACAGCACACAUGCCAGCUAAGUAGUCUAAGCCUUUGUGAUGUCACAGCAUGACUUGUAGUAAAUAAUAUUAAUUUACCCAAAGUGUGCCAGGCCACCCUCUGCUCAGCUGAAGGCCUUGGCUCAGCCCUGCAAUCCAUACCUUCCUUUAGUCACUUACAGCAGAUCUCAGCAGUGGACAAGCCACCAAACACUCAUGGGAAUGCAUGUCCCCCUUUCUCUAUGCUGUGAAUACUGUUUCUUGACUCACACUGUCUUCUGAGGAGUUAAGGAGCAAAAUUCAAAGACAUACAAGUUAGUGAGUUGAUGGUAAACUGAAAUGUGCCAGGCAUUAUGGUGCUAUGGAGGUGAAUGGUAAGGCAAAAAGUUGAUGUAUGGAAAAGACACAGUAAUAUAUGGAAUCUUGAUACAAUACUGGGGUGAGGAAAGCUAUAAGUUAUAAUCAGAUAAUCAAAGCAGAUAUCGAAGAAAGGGAACAUUGCAUUCUCAGGAGGGAUGAUUCUGCUAUCUUUACUGUAAGAGAAAAAAUUAAAAAGACAAAUAGUACAACAAUAAUGUCCCAAACAAACAUUCUUACGUCAAAUUGACUACUAUACUAAUGCCCCCCAUAAAAAAAAGUUUAAUAUACUCAAUGAAAUAUCUUCUAACAAAGGUUAAAGAAAAAUUUUCAGUUGUGUAAUAUUUUGAUAAUAGAAUGCUGCCACAAUGCACUCAUUCCAGAGUUGUGAUCUAUCUAUAAAAUCAUGUACACUUCCUCACACUGGAAACACAGCACCUUCAUCCUCACCUGCCUGAAGGGAAAGGGAGCAGAGGCUUGUACGACCACUUGCACACUCUUCAGUGUAUGAACUGAGUUGAGGAAGCGUCUACUGCCCCUGCUUUUCCACCACUACAGAAACCUUAUUUUCAAUAUUUAUGCAGUUUACUAUGCAAGUUGUGACCUCAGAACACAUUUCAAACAACAAGCUGAGUAAGACUUAACAAGACAAUUUUUUAGUAUUGUAAGAAAUAAAAGUCCUCUUAAUAAAGGUAAUACUGGAGUUCAACUAUAUGCCUCAAUUUUUAUCAAUUUGUAAUUCAAACUUACACAUCACAACUAUAUUUAUGCUAAAGAAACAAAGUUUCCAUCUGACCACUAAAUGUUUUGGUUGAUAGCACAGAUGUAGGAUAGGCCCUCUCUCCACCUUUGCCAGCCUCAAAUGACCAUCAACUGUAACUGAUACAGCAAAAUUAACUCAUCAAAUUGAAGGGCUUCCACCUUAGUAAUAUGAUUCAGCAUCAUUAAAAAAUAAGUUUUAUGAAGCUCUGAGUGAGGUAUUAAUAGCAAUAGAAAGGAAAUGGAUAACCAGGAGUAAAAGAGAAAGUGGAAGGGGAAGUGUUCAUUUCACAAAAAGGAAUUUAAUAUACAAAGAGACAUGAGGCCUUUUGUUGCAGCCACCCUCUCAAGGGGAGUCCCCAGAUGUCAUUGUAAAAAAAAAAAAAAUAAAUAAAUAAAA
This is a messenger RNA of Eriocheir sinensis (Chinese mitten crab), 3759 nucleotides long. It is a transcript of the gene Uch-L5, whose product is annotated as ubiquitin carboxyl-terminal hydrolase isozyme L5-like. Gene Ontology annotation, molecular function: cysteine-type deubiquitinase activity. Gene Ontology annotation, biological process: protein deubiquitination; ubiquitin-dependent protein catabolic process. Gene Ontology annotation, cellular component: cytoplasm. The transcript has 7 exons. The record is from RefSeq and is a predicted model, not a curated record. Bases 88 to 1083 code for a protein of 331 amino acids. NCBI's taxonomy places the organism in Eukaryota, Metazoa, Arthropoda, Malacostraca, Decapoda, Varunidae.